AUCCGUUUGUCUUCGGAGAAGAGACUUGAGUCGCCGCCGGUGAAUACUUUUCGAUACAUCCCGCCGUACGAUUUCUCUUAAUUGGCGUCCUUUGUGCAGUGAGAAUGGGGAGCAAUGAUUUGAACACCUGGGUUUCGGAUAAAUUGAUGGUUCUGCUUGGCUAUUCAGAAACUGCUGUUGUCAAGUAUCUAAUUGCCAAGGCUAAAAAAUCAGAAUCACCAGAUGAACUCGUGGGUGAGUUGGUAGAUUACGGGUUUUCUUUGUCUGGUGAUACCCGUGCUUUUGCAGAAGAAAUUUAUGCCAGAGUUCCCCGGAAAACCGCUGGUGUGAAUCUCUACCAGCAACAAGAAGCAGAGGCAGCGCUGCUGUUGAAGAAGCAGAAAACUUUUUCCCUUUUAGAGGCUGAUCAUGAUGAAGAUGAAGGCAAUGCAGCGAAACAAUCUGGUUUGCAAUCAGGAAAGUCAGAUAAAGGAAAAAAGAGGUUCAGGAAGAAAAUUGAGGAUUCGGAAGACUACGACGAUGAUGAGGCAAAUUGUUUUCUAUUCAAUGACAGACUUCCUUUUUUUCCUUUAUGGUGGUGAUUACUAGAGAGGACAAAAGGAAUGUUAGGCCAAAGGUGUCCGAAGGCGAGGAUGAUGGAACUGAGUCUGAAGAGGAAAGAUUACGUGACCAAAGGGAGAGAGAAGAGCUAGAGCAGCACCUAAGAGAACGUGAUACUGCACGGACACGAAAGCUAACAGAGCCAAAAAUGUCAAAGAAAGAGCAAGAAGAGGUUGUUCGAAGAGAUAGUGCUGUCGAGAAGGGUGAUACACAAUCCGAAAGGAAUUUCUCACGGCAAGAAUAUUUGAAGAAAAGGGAACUGCAGAAACUGGAAGAGCUAAAGGAUUAUCUGGAAGAUGAAUCAUACCUUUUUGGAGAUGAAAAGCUCACUGAAGCAGAAAUUCAGGAUUUUAGAUACAAGAAGGCAAUCUACGAGCUCAUAAAGAAAAGGACACAAGAAGAAGAUAAUGUAGGAGAGUAUAGAAUGCCGGAUGCAUAUGAUCAAGAUGGAAGUGUUGACCAGGAGAAGAGAUUUGCUGUUUCUGUACAACGUUACAGGGACACGGGUUCCACGGAGAAAAUGAACCCCUUUGCAGAGCAAGAAGCUUGGGAGGACCAUCAGAUUGGAAAUGCAACAUUAAAAUUUGGUGCCAAGAAUAAGCAGGUCUCAGACAAUUACGAGUUUGUAUUUGAAGACCAAAUAGACUUCAUAAAAGCAUCUGUGUUGGCUGGUGAUAAUUAUGAAGAUGCAAUGCCUGCUAAACCAUCUCAAGAGUCUACUGGGAAAUCGGCUUUUGAUAUGCUUCAGGAGGAGAGAAAAAAUCUGCCAAUUUAUUCAUAUCGUGAACAACUUCUUAAUGCUGUGAAAGAUCAUCAGGUUCUUAUCAUUGUGGGAGAAACGGGUUCUGGCAAGACCACACAGAUACCCCAAUAUCUUCACGAAGCUGGUUACACAAAGCAUGGAAAGGUUGGUUGUACGCAGCCUCGAAGAGUUGCGGCUAUGAGUGUGUCUGCUCGUGUUGCUCAAGAGAUGGGUGUCAAACUUGGACAUGAGGUUGGCUAUUCCAUUCGAUUUGAGGAUUGUACGUCUGAGAAAACAAUUCUGAAGUAUAUGACUGAUGGAAUGCUUUUGCGUGAGUUGCUUGGUGAACCAGAUCUGGGCAGUUACAGUGUUAUCAUCGUGGAUGAGGCGCAUGAAAGAACUUUGCACACCGACAUACUAUUUGGAUUAGUUAAGGAUAUAGCACGGGCUCGACCUGAUCUGAAGUUAUUGAUAUCCAGUGCAACCAUGGAUGCAGAGAAGUUUUCUGAUUUCUUUGACCACGCCCCUAUCUUCAGUUUCCCAGGACGAAGGUAUCCAGUUGACAUUUGCUUUACUACUGCACCUGAAGCUGAUUACAUGGACGCAGCAAUAGCUACUGUGCUUACAAUACAUGUGAAGGAGCCACUUGGGGAUGUUUUGGUCUUCCUCCCAGGUCAAGAGGAAAUUGAGGCCGUAGAAGAGAACUUGAAGAACAAGAUUAGAGGUUUGGGUACAAAGAUCCGCGAACUCAUUAUAUGCCCAAUUUAUGCUAACCUUCCAAGCGAACUCCAAGCAAAAAUAUUUGAACCAACUCCUGAAGGGGCACGAAAAGUGGUGCUAGCGACAAAUAUUGCUGAAACAUCAUUGACCAUCGAUGGUAUAAAGUAUGUCGUUGAUCCAGGCUUUAGCAAGAUGAAAUCCUAUAACCCUAGAACAGGGAUGGAAUCUUUGCUUGUAACGCCUAUCUCUAAGGCUUCAGCGACUCAGCGAGCUGGUCGAGCUGGAAGAACAAGUGCUGGGAAGUGUUACCGCUUAUACACUGCGUAUAAUUACUACCAUGACUUGGAGGACAACACCAUACCUGAAAUUCAAAGGACUAAUCUCGCUAGUGUGGUGCUUUCUUUGAAGAGUCUUGGAAUUCAUAAUCUGCUGAACUUUGACUUCAUGGACCCUCCACCUUCUGAAGCGCUUAUAAAGUCCUUAGAGCUUCUCUUUGCUCUAGGUGCUCUCAAUCAGCUCGGCGAAUUGACCAAAGCUGGUAGGCGGAUGGCAGAAUUUCCCCUUGAUCCAAUGUUAUCGAAGAUGAUUGUUGUUUCUGACAAAUACAAAUGCUCCGAUGAGAUCAUAUCAAUUGCUGCUAUGUUGUCCAUCGGGCCUUCUAUCUUUUACCGUCCCAAGGACAAGCAGGUUCAUGCUGACAAUGCAAUGAUGAAUUAUCACGUUGGAAAUGUCGGUGAUCACAUUGCUUUGCUCAAGAUUUACAAUUCGUGGAAGGAAACAAACUACUCAACACAAUGGUGCUACGAGAACUAUAUUCAGGUUCGGAGUAUGAAAAGAGCCAGAGAUAUCCGUGAUCAGUUGGAGGGUCUUCUUGAGAGAGUUGAAAUAGAAGUUAGCUCAAACUCGAACGAGUUGGAUUCAAUAAGAAAAUCCAUCGUAGCUGGUUUCUUUCCACACACUGCCAAACUACAGAAGAAUGGAUCAUAUCGAACAGUGAAGCAUCCCCAAACCGUGCACAUACAUCCAGCCUCUGGUUUAUCUCAGGUAUUGCCGAGAUGGGUUGUAUAUCAUCAACUAGUUCUUACCUCUAAGGAGUACAUGCGACAGGUAACAGAGGUAAAACCCGAGUGGUUGAUUGAGAUAGCUCCACAUUAUUAUCAGCUCAAGGAUGUUGAAGAUGCUGCAUCCAAGAAAAUGCCCAAAACCACUGGCCCAGCUGUGGUGUAGGCGGUCUCCAAUCCAUAUAACAUUUUGUAUUUUCUAACUGUAAUAACGUUGUCAUUAGUAUCUAACAAAAAGGUUCAUUACA
Messenger RNA from Camelina sativa (false flax), 3371 nucleotides. Its product is annotated as putative pre-mRNA-splicing factor ATP-dependent RNA helicase DEAH6. NCBI's taxonomy places the organism in Eukaryota, Viridiplantae, Streptophyta, Magnoliopsida, Brassicales, Brassicaceae. Gene Ontology annotation, cellular component: catalytic step 2 spliceosome; intracellular anatomical structure. Gene Ontology annotation, molecular function: helicase activity; ATP hydrolysis activity; RNA binding. The record is from RefSeq and is a predicted model, not a curated record.